AUGGCGCUCCAACUGAUAAACGGCCCGGUCUCAAACUGGGGCAGAUGCUGCACCUCCGACGGCAACAAAACCGAAACGCGAAGGGAGAGGGAGUUGAGGAGCAGGAGGGAGGGCCAUUAUCCCUGUGAGGGAGGAGCAAAGGGGGAGGCUCAUAUGUGCACAGCUAUGGAUGGGAUAUUGGAAGGAGCGGUGGUGUUGUGUGUGGGUAAACUGGCCUGCAGCCUGCUGUUCCUGCCCUCAUUGGCUGCGUCAUACAGUCCCGUCAGCUUCUGCUGCUGCUGCCUGCUGAUCUUCACCGACUUCCUGGUCGCAGUUUUUCUGAGUUUGCUGUGCGUGGCUGAAUCCUGGCUGACAGAACUGGACCCACCGGGUGACGUCGUCGCUCUGCGCUUCCUGCUCUUUCUCAGCCACACGUACGGGGCCGUGCUGCACUUGACCACGUUUCUGGUCUGUGUCGAGGCCUUGAUCAAACUGCUCUGGCCUCACGUCGCCGUCGACCACGGGACGGCGAGGCAAACGGCGGGCUCUGACGGACGGCCUCGCUGCCCCGCGGGGGGAAACAUGGAGGAGGAAGAGGGCAUCUGCUGCCCGGAGGACGGCGGGAGCUGGCCUCAAGUGGUCGGCUUCCUCUGCUGCCUGUCGGCGUGGGUCAGCGUCGCCCUGGUCGUCAGGUGGCAUUUGAAGAUGGAGGAGGUGUGGGCGGCUGUUUGUUUGCACACGACAAACUCCCUCAUCGGGUGUCUGCCCAACCUCUACACGCCGACGCCGAGCGCCGUGAACCCUUGGUGGAGCAUGGCCUUCCUCCUCUUUCUUCUGCUCCUGCUGACCACCGGCGCCGGCCUGCGGGGGGUCCGGCGUGGAGGGAAACACGCCAGCACUGGGAGGAGAGACUGCGUUACCAUGACGCCUGCACCCUCCGGCCACGUGCCUCUCGGGACGCCGGUCACUGACCCAGAGAAAACAGACCGGGCCUGGAACAGCUUGCAGAUGUCGGCCAAUCCCUAUGGAGACGUCGACCUCUCCUCCCAGGAUAGUUUUCCUGAAAAGAGGGGAAGACAGGAGCGCGAGAGGACAAAGACAGGUGUACCGCUGGCAUUUGUCACGGAGGAACACAUGGACUCACAACGUAGCCGUUGGUGUGGAUGGCAACGGUGGGGUUUUCCAAGCCUAGAGGGGAACGUAAUGAUAGGGCUAUUGGGCUUUCUCCCCAUUUUCAUACUGCCUUUCAUCCUGAGCGUGAAUAUUCUUCUGAUCAGGACUAUAGACAUUCUACUGGAGAGUUGCAUCCAAUCUCUAAAAUCAUCCGCUGCAAAGACCAGAGACGAGUCUACCUCUCUAAAUGUAACACAGGUUUAAAACUUUUUUUUUUUAAAUAGACUCGUGUGAGGAAAAGGUGGACACUGACUGGUGUCGGUUUUCAUCAGAAUCAUCAUUAAUAUUACAAAGGUGCAGACAGCAGGUCCGCCCGUUAAAAAAAACAGUGAAUAGAGAGCAAACACAGGGUGCUAGGCAGCUAUUCACGUGUAUGGAAUAACAUCUGAAACCUGCUGAAAGGUGCUGAGGAGGCAGGUCGAGGCGUGCUCGAGACACUAAACCUGAGUGGAACAGAUGGCUGGAAGGCCUUCUUAAACAGUUGAGAGCUUUGGUUUCUUCAUCCGUUUGCCUUUGCACAAUGGGUUACAAAACUCUCCGGCUUGUGGACGGCUAAUCCUCAGACAAACAAUAUUUUGAAAGUCGCAGUAUGAAAUUUGCAUUACACAGAACUUGAAUAAAGUUUUGCAUGACAAACACGAAGUGACUUCGUUAAACGUGACUGCUUUAGUUUUUUCUCUCUUAAACUUAAAUUUGACCGUAAACUCUAGGACCUAUCAGACAACACCAAGAAAAAGCAAAUAUAAUGAAAAGAAAAUGAAAAAUUAGGUAAUUUUGGGCACAAACAUGCAUAUAAAAAGUAUCUAAACCUAGCAGGAGGAAUGUGUAGGUUUGUGUACCUGCUAAUAAUUACAGGGGGAUGUUUACUGGGCAGCCGUCACUCAGCUCUGAAAUGUGCUGUCAGAAAUGUCUCCUCUGAAAUGAGCACCUUCUCUGACUCAUCAGUCUCUUUGGUUCCUGUUUCCAUACCUGUAUAUUGACAUUUUUGGGUGUUUGUACAAUUAAUUGUGUUCAUUGUCUUGGGUGUCAAAGUCAGUAAUCCCAUGAAACUGUGACAGUGUUUUUACAGAAGGGCAAAAAAAACUAAACGAGAUAGACAGUGUUUGUGGGUCUGGAUACACCGGCCCACAGGUUUUGUUGCUCUAAAACAGGGCGUAUUGAUGCUCCCAUUUGCCUUCGUUUAGCAUUGUGCUUACAAGCUUGUAUGCUCUUGUGCACAAGGACCUGGUGUGGUAUUUUCACAAGAAAUCCUGACUCAGUGUGUUACGCACGCACUAUAUUCCAGAGAAGCCUGACUGAUAUGUAUAAACGCCUUUACACUUCUGAAUAUCGUUGAUUCCUUUGAGUCUGACAAUAUUCACAUCUGCCUCCUGGGUUACUGUUUUUAAAUAUUUUACAUGGUGGAAAAAAAUUUAACAGAACUAGGAACCCUUUCGAUGGUGAAUAAUACUUGUGCAUUCAAGUGGUUGUGCAGAGUUAACAAAAAGUUUAGAUGCCAGAGCGAGACUUGGGUUUUGCAACACUGUUAAACAUGCCCUGACUUAAUCUAAUAUCGCAUAGAUUCUUCUAACUCUUAACAUUCUUCAAAGAAACAGGCUGAACUGCCUCUGUAGGAUGAUAAGUACUAAGAAAUGAGUUGGAGUUGUAAGUGGAGAGAAGAAAGAAUGUAGCAGAGCUGGCAGGUUUGGCCCAGUCAACUGAGAUACAACGUAACACCAGGGGGCACUCUGUUACCCAAAAAGGACCCGAGGUUGGAAGCCUCCAGCGGGGAACUGGAAAGAUAGAUGGUGCUUGGAGGCUGAGUCACUUGCGAUCCAGACACAAAACGUAAUUCAAAAUGCAGAGACGUGUGCAGGCAAAUGCUGAAAACUCCACCACGCACUGACUUUAACAAACUCUUUCUCAGGAAGGCCAGGUCUGUCCAACUCUUAUAGCAGAGAGACAAGAUUAAUGAGAUGUCAGGUAGAGAUUUUCAUUUAAAAUGAGGGGCCCAUGAUAUCAAGAGGAAUAGUUGAGCAAUCAUUGUUAAAAGUGUUGAUUUAUUUUCUAUUUUUAUCUAUUCCUACGCUUGACAUUUCCGGUUUUGUUUUGUACUUUUGAAUUGUACUUUUUGAUAUUUGUAUGUUCUUGCAAAUAUUUGAUUUUUUUCCAGAAGAAGUGAGUGAGCUUCAAGUCAAGGAGUUGUUUUUUUCUUGCAAAUGACAGACUACAUCAUUUAUCAUCAUGUGUCAAUGAUACAUUCUCUAAAAAAGCUCUUUGUCCUCAAUCAUCAGU
Menidia menidia (Atlantic silverside) is the source of this 3426-nucleotide messenger RNA. Lineage: Eukaryota; Metazoa; Chordata; Actinopteri; Atheriniformes; Atherinopsidae. The record is from the annotation of a GenBank genome assembly.